Messenger RNA from Vigna unguiculata (cowpea), 407 nucleotides. Its product is annotated as isoliquiritigenin 2'-O-methyltransferase-like. NCBI's taxonomy places the organism in Eukaryota, Viridiplantae, Streptophyta, Magnoliopsida, Fabales, Fabaceae. The record is from RefSeq and is a predicted model, not a curated record. Gene Ontology annotation, molecular function: O-methyltransferase activity; protein dimerization activity.
AAGAAAGUGUAGAAUGGAUUCCCAUUACGCAGAAGAGGAAAAGGCAUGCAUCUCUGCAAUGAAGCAUUGCUUUGGUCCAAUAUAUUGUGCAGUUUUGAAUGCAGCAAUUGAGCUAAACUUGUUUGAGAUGAUAGAAAAGGCAUCUCCAACAUCAGUUGGUGUGACAGCAUCUGAUGUUGCCUCUCAACUUCCGACACAACACCCAGAAUUGGGUCGCAGGAUUGAUCGCAUGCUGUCUCUGCUUGCAUCUCACUCUCUUCUCACUUGUUCCACUCGCACAAACCAAGAUGGUGAGACUCAAAGAUUCUACCACCUUUCUCAUCUUGGGUGAACUAUAAGGAGGUACUUUUGGAGUUUGAGAAGGGGUUGUACGAGAAAGUUCAUGGAGUUCCUAUUUAUGAAGGCAU